CUUCGUAAGCAGCUGAUAUUUCCAGUGUUGAAAAUUGAUUUUAUGAUCUACUGGAGCCGGAGAGCUGGCAGUAAUGGACUCUGCGGAUUCUCGCGACGGAGAAGUGCCUCUGGUUGUGGAUAAUUUGCAACCCGCCCAGACUUUAGAGUCUACUGUCAAUGCUGCAGGAGAUUUGGGAACAAUAUCACUUGGGAUUUUGUAUGUUUCUUUCUCAGUCUUCUCUUUAGUUGCAUCAUUGGUGGUUCGUGCUCUGGGCUCAAAGAAUGCUCUUGUUCUUGGGACAACUGGUUAUUGGUUAUUCAUAGCAGCAAAUUUGAAGCCAUCCUGGUAUACCAUGGUACCGGGUUCUUUAUACCUUGGUUUUGUUGCGUCAGUAAUAUGGGUUGGAGCGGGGACAUACCUUACUUUCAUUGCUCGCAGUCAUGCAAGGGGUUUUAAUUUUUAUGAAGGAACAGUGAUCGGUAAAUUCAAUGGAGAAUUUUGGGGAGUGUACAAUGCUAACCAGGUUGUUGGGAACCUUAUCUCGCUUGCUUUGCUGGGAGAUGGAGAGGAUGGGAGUACAAGAGGCACAAUUCUGUUGUUUACCGUGUUUCUUUGUAGCAUGACAUUGGGUACUACUCUUAUAUGCUUCUUGCACCAAAAUGAUAAUAGAAAGGAAAAGGGACCAGCCGAUUCUUCUGCAAUAUCUCUUUCAAAAUCAGUUAUUGCUCCUUUGCUUGACAAACGGAUGCUAUUGAUAAUUCACCUUUUUGCUUACACGGGCUUACAGACAGCUUUUGUAUGGGCUGAUUUCACCAAGGAAAUUGUAAAGCCAGCCCUUGGACAGUCUGGUGUCGGUGGUGCCAUGGCAGUUUUAGGGGCUUUUGAUGUAAUAUGUUCAGUAGUGGCUGGUCGACUCACCUCUGGUCUCAAGUCAAUCACAUUCAUACUUUGUGGUGGUCUUUUAGUUCAGGCUGUCGUAUUCCUCUGGCUUCUGCUAACAUACAGCAUAACUGGUGGAGUCCUUGGCAUUAUAUACCCACUUCUCACGGCAGGCCUACUGGGUGUUGGUGAUGCAGUAUUACAUACACAGCUUAGUACUUUACUGGCACUGCUCUUUAAUCAUGACACGGAAGGAUCAUUUGCACAUAUGAGGGUGCGGCAAAGUGCUGCCAUUGCAGUCAUAUUCUUCCUGAGUCCACACAUCUCAUUUCAGACAAUGGUGUUGAUUAUGCUCGCUGGGAUCUGUGUUUCUUUGCUCACAUUUCUGUUUCUUGCCCUCAAGGUAGAGAAAGCAUUUUCCAGAAUCGUAAAUGCUAAUAUUUCAGCAACUUAACAUGUGAUCCGAUGUCUCUUAAAGUGAAUUUAAAGUUAUACUAUUGCUGUAUGAUAAAAAAUAAAAAUAAAAAAAUCCAUUGUCAAACUUAACCUUAAAAAUUCAUUUAUAACAAGUAAUGUCAUUUUCUUUUUCUUUAUUUUUCUACCUUCUACUGUAGUUGCAUCUAUUGUAUAUAAAAGUAAAUGUGAUCGAGUGUUGCCUGCUCUCUCAGUCUGGACUGGAAUGUUCUGUUAUUAUGAACCAGCUUAACAUUAAAGUUCUGAUAAAUUC
Molecule: messenger RNA, 1588 nt
Organism: Rubroshorea leprosula
Lineage: Eukaryota; Viridiplantae; Streptophyta; Magnoliopsida; Malvales; Dipterocarpaceae
Source: the annotation of a GenBank genome assembly